AUGUGGGUAGCUAUCAAAGGAAGAUUGCAGACAACAGACAGAAUGCAGCAGUGGAAUAGCUCCAUUAAUACAACGUGUGUGCUUUGUAAUGAUGCGCCAGAGUCUUGUGCUCAUCUUUUCUUUGUCUGUCGAUACUCUGAGAUGAUUUGGAGAAAGCUUGCGGAGGGGCUGAUGAGAGAUGCUUUUACUGUGGACUGGAGUGAGCUAAUAUCUAUAGUCUCGAAAUCAUGGGUAACACCUAUAAAGACAUUCAUACUCCGAUAUGUAUUGCAAGCCACAGUUUACACAAUUUGGUGGGAGAGAAAUGCGCGCAGGCAUGGGGAGAAGCCGAGAGAUAUCAAUGGUUUGACUAAGCUUGUGGACAAGUAUAUGAGGUUGAAGCUUUUAUCACUAAAGGGUAAAGGAGAUCACUAUGAAGAAGGUCUGAUAACAUGGUUUGGUGUGCAACCAAGCUCAUGA
Molecule: messenger RNA, 459 nt
Organism: Brassica napus (rape)
Lineage: Eukaryota; Viridiplantae; Streptophyta; Magnoliopsida; Brassicales; Brassicaceae
Exons: 1
Coding region: 1-459 (152 amino acids)
Source: RefSeq, a predicted model, not a curated record